Molecule: messenger RNA, 1023 nt
Organism: Hyaloperonospora brassicae
Lineage: Eukaryota; Oomycota; Peronosporomycetes; Peronosporales; Peronosporaceae
Source: the annotation of a GenBank genome assembly
AUGUUUCGGAGCGUGAAGUCGAAGAGGAACAAGCGGCGGCGCGUCGCGGACACGGAAGAGAACGCGGGCGCCGCUACGGACCGCACUGUCGACGACGACGUAGCGAGUGCUCCUGCGAGUGCCGACCGACGUCCGAUCAACACUUUUACGACUGGAGGCGUGAAGAAGGCCAAGAACGUGCUCCAGACGCGACUGGUCGAGUCCGAGCGUGAGAUUGUGCCCCAGAAGUAUGCAGGGGACGCCACGUAUGAGACGCAAAUUGACACAGAGAAGGACCGUGAUGCGCGUGCGGUCAUGGAGCGGAGCAUCAAAGCGAACACUGACGGCAGUGCAGAUACAGACAGUGGCAACGUCUAUCGUGGCCAAGCUGCCUAUAAGAGCUACAUCACCAAGAAGGAGUCCCAGAUUGGCAUGAACAAAUACACCGGCACGCAAGGCCCCAUCCGGGCCCAAACAUGGGCGCGGGCGAUCUGUCGCUUUGACUACCAGCCAGAUGUAUGCAAAGAUUACAAGGAGACCGGUUUCUGCGGCUACGGAGAUAGCUGCAAGUUCCUCCACGACCGCGGAGAUUACCAAAGCGGGUGGCAGAUUGAGAAAGAGUAUGCGGAAAAGGAAAAGAAACGCCAGAAGCGACUGAAAGAAGGGCGAGACGCUGAUCAAGACAGCGAUGAAGAGACCAAGAGCGGGGACAAGAAAGACGGCGAAGAGCAAUUUGCCUGCACGAUCUGCCGCGGUCCGUUUCGCAACGCCUUGGAGACAACUUGCGGCCAUUUCUUCUGCGAAACGUGUGCUUUGAAGCACUUCAAAAAGUCGUCGCGAUGCUUUAACUGCAAGAAGCAAACCAACGGCAUCUUUAGUGUGGCCGAGAAGUUGCGAGCGAAAGAGAGAGAACAGCAUGCUACGGAUGCUAACGCAGCUGGCACGUCUAUACGAUCAAACUGCGUUACUGCGGUGACGGAUGCAGCAGCAGAUGUAGAGGAGAACAGUAGCGGAGGCUGGACGAGAGUCACUGAAGCUUCAUGA